Paramisgurnus dabryanus is the source of this 1787-nucleotide messenger RNA. RefSeq names its product ecto-ADP-ribosyltransferase 5-like. The record is from RefSeq and is a predicted model, not a curated record. Lineage: Eukaryota; Metazoa; Chordata; Actinopteri; Cypriniformes; Cobitidae. Gene Ontology annotation, molecular function: NAD+ poly-ADP-ribosyltransferase activity; NAD+-protein-arginine ADP-ribosyltransferase activity.
GUCAGGUAUAUUUACACUCUUAGAACGGAUGUGUUAACUUUUGUGCGUUAUGCUUUUAACACAUUACAGUAUGUGUAAUUUGAACACAUUUUGUGUCAUUUUGUGUUAAUUUUGUGUUUAAAUAUAAAACAAGUUGUGUUAUAAGUAACACAAAAUGUGUUGUUUUAAUAAUAACACAGAGAUGGGUGAAUUCUGGGACAACGCAUUUAGCGUGUCGUCCCAGAAUCAACACUAAUGUGUUGUUUUUAACACAUUUGUUCUAAUAGUGUACUGAAAACAAGAAUAACACAAAAAAUAUAGCUUGUAUUGUUGCGUUACUUAUGAACUAUGACCCUGGGGGUGUCGAAAGUAACAAUGUGCAAACUAGAGACAUUUACAUUAAUUGAACAUUAUGUACAAAAUACCACCUGGUAUUGACCGAUCACACUUGUGAGUUAUUUACCACAGCAAAAAUAUAUAUCUGUCUUAAAACAUUAUCUUAUAAAAAAUCCCCUAUUCAACAUGUGACAGAUGAAAAAUUGUGUAAUAAAAUUCUAAGAAACUAAAAUAGGAACUGUGAAAAACACAAUCAUUUUAGAUGUAAUCAGUUUUCAUAAGAAUGUAUAUGCAUUCCUGGAAUUGGGUGCCUUUAUCCUGCCUUUCAUUUCAAAAUAAUCCUCACUGCCACUUUUGAUUCAUGCAUGCAGGAUUCAGACUAAAUCAGGAUGUUGACCACUACAGCUCUUAUUCUCAUUGUCACCACUAAAGUUGUCCUAGGACAGGAUGACAGAUUGCCUGUUGAAGGAGAAAUAUUGCCAUUGGAUAUGGCAGUGAAUUCAGUUGAUGACCUGUAUGAUGGCUGUACAGCGGACAUGAACCUUCUGGUGAUAAAGAAAUAUCUAAACCAAGAACUCUAUUUGGAGAGGCUUGGAAAUGUUUGGAAAGAAUGUUUAGAUAGAUUCCCUCAACCAGUAAAUAACUUGACUCGUAAUAAUUUAGCUGCCAUUUGUAUGUACACUGGUGAAUCAGUAUACAGAAAAUUCAAUCAGAAUGUUCGGACUGGUAAAAAAAAGUAUAAAAUUGAUAUGCACAAGAGAAAUGCAUGGACAUGGCAUUCACUUGAUUUUUUGUUGAGUAAAGCGAUACAGAUUCUUAAGGAAACACAACAGGGAUGUAAAUAUACUUAUCGUGGUACCGGACUUAAUUUUAGAGAGGAUGUUCUGAACAAAGAGAUUCGUUUUGGCUCAUUUGCAUCCUCCUCUUUUGAUCGUGAAGUAGCAAAAGGGUUUGGAGGCGAAUCUUGUUUUGAAAUCAAAACUUGUGGAGGUGCUGAUGUGUCAAAAUACUCUGAGUAUUCUGAUGAGAAAGAGGUACUGAUUCCUCCAUAUGAAAAGUUUAAAGUCACUGCUAUCAAGAAGGAUGACUGGUGUAAGACUGUAUUUGUGUUAAGCAGCACAGGAAUAAGAAGUGACUUAAACUGUGCAUUAGUGGCAUCAUCAAUUAAGCCCCAGAAGGGCCUAUGUGACACAUACCCAGUUUUCGCAAUAAAAAUGUGUCACAAUACAAAAAACUUUCUUCGAUGCUUACAAAGGAGUUGCAAUUUCAAAAGACUACAAGACAACCAGCGUAAUUCUACAAUUAUUAUUCUUACUAAGCCAAGUGUUAUAAUAAUAAUAAUACUUGUUGUUGUUGUUCUUAUAAUGAUGAUGAUAAUAACUUUUUGUCAUGCACAUAGUAUGCAUCCCUGAAAUCAAACAAGCCUGAUGUAACCCUUUGAUAUAAUGAAGAAGAUGUCAAAUAUGUAAAAG